CACUACCGUAAAGCCGACAGUGGGUGCCGCAGUUAAAAUAAAAGCGCCCCGUAAAAUUGACCAGGGAUCGUAAUCCUCCUUUUUUGUCUGUAGUUCUGGGUCUGUAUAGAACAUCUUCUGCGUCCGUACCCGAACCCCUGUCCGCCAUAUACUGUAUGAUCAGGAAAUAGAGGACAACGGUGUGAAGGAGGAGCCUGGACGCAGCCCCUGAACGCACCAUACGUGGCGGGCCUCGUACUGUAUUUGAACGUCGAGCGGCGAAGGAGCAUCAACCGGGUUUUGUCGUAGCUCACUUCAGAUUAACCGACACAUUACAGAUAACAUAUGGCAUGCGUUUUUUACAACGGACUAUGCAGUAACAUCGCUUUGUCUUUUGGUAUGUAUGGCGACGACUGAGCAACUAUCCGUGGAGGCUAAACGUUACUGUGUUGGCUAAUGCGGCUCACGCUCAGCAAAUUAGGCCAAUUCGUUUGCAGUUUGCAUAGAUAUUUGCGGAACACACCUGCGUCUUGAUGUAUAGUAUAGCCCGCUUUGAGUGUUGACAACAGGACGAUCGUUGGGUAAUUAAGAUGCCUAUUCGAGCACAUUGUGCGAUUUGCUGCGAUUUCUUCGAUCACUCCAAAGAUGUUGCUGCUGUCCCCUGCGGACACACUUUCCACCAUGAAUGCCUUCUGCAGUGGUUUCAAAAAGGCCCAACAAAAACAUGCCCACGAUGUCGGAAGCAGGUCAGCAACCGGCAAAUCAUCAGCAGGCUCUUCUUUGACGCUGAUGGAGAGGAAACGCAUUCUGCUGACCCAGAAAGUUUGGAGAAUGAGCUUAAUAGGCUGAGGGCCCUUUUAAGCGCUAAAGAGCGAGACUGUCGGGACAAACAGAAAACAGUAGAUAGUUUGAAGGACUCGGUGGACAAUCAGAAGAGAGACCUGGGCGGUAUGCAGAAAGAGAUUUCAAAGAAGGACAUGUUGUGUUCUGCUCUCAAAAAACAAAUGGCUUAUCUGGAGACUCAACAUGAAGACUCUCAGGCUGCCAAGGACGAGGCCCGUAGACUGAGGACCAAAAUAAAAACAUUUGAAAGCCUGGAUGUUUUGUUACAGGGCCAAAGAGCGGAGGUGGAGUCCAUGAUCACAGACAUGGGUGUGAGUCAUGCUGCUGUGGAGCAGCUCUCCAUCUACUGUAUCUCUCUCAAAAAAGAGUAUGACAACUUAAAGGGAAGCUUGAAGUCUUCUAAUGACAUGUGUGAGAGGCUAAGGAGAGAAGUGCUCACCUCCAACGACAAGUUCCAAAAAGCUUCGGCUGAAGUGCAUCAAAGGAAAGAGGACAUGAAGUCGCUGCAACACGAUCUAGCUAAUGCUGACAAAGAGAUAUCUAGUUUAAAGAAGAAGGUGGAGUUUCUUCAGAAAUCUCUGAGCACGCCAAAAAGGACAAAUGAGGUGCUCAGUCGGCUCGUGUUUGAGAGCCCUGUUCCAAUGGAGCUGAAACAGCCUUGCCUCCACCAGCCUAUAGAUGGCGAUGACAUUGACCUCAACUUAACCUAUGAUGUAACUACACCAGAUGACGUGGCCAAGAGACCAGUAAAGAUCCCAACCAAGAAGAUGCGUUUAGAUCAUCAACCGGCAUCGGUAUCCAAACACAAUGAGAAGGCUUCAACGUUAAGCAAGGCCCGAGAGAAGGAUACAACCAUGGAUCCUUUCAUGAGGAACUCUCUCCUCUUCAGAAACAAGACUUUUGGUGGCAUGCUCGACCCUCGGAGGAAGCUUGGAUCUGUGCAUAGUGGUUAUGAUGGAUUAGGAGGACGAACCAAAUUCAUCCAACCUUCUCCGUUGGCAGACAUUCGCCCACUCAAAAAAGCUAGAAGAAAAAAGGUGAGCAGGCCUCCACCCAAGAUGGUGUCAUGCCUGACGUUGGACAGCUUCCUGGAGUGAUGAGUGAGUCCCAUGACAGGAUGCAACAUGACGUACGGCGCAGAGCUUUCAUCAUUCAUCCUCAAACGGGACUCUUUCUAAUCGCAAUGAAUUAUUUAAAAGCAGUGAGGUGACUGACCACUUCGUGAGUUUUUUUUUUUUUGUGUGUGUGUAAAAGCACGUGUUUUUUUUAUGUGUGGCUGUGAGUAAACAUGCAAACAUUUUCCAGAGGUGACUGUGCAUCAAUGUAUCUGUGAUCAUGUGAUUGAUCAAGGGAAUCUUAUCUAACCCGUUUCAGUGAGCAUUUUGAAAGCUGGUUAUUUUAGCACUUAUUUCAAAUCUUCUGUGUUGUAGUGUAUGCAUUUCCAGUCGUCGCCAUCAGCAGUAAACCAACUCCAAUAAUAAACAAUAUUUUUAUUCA
Messenger RNA from Phyllopteryx taeniolatus (common seadragon), 2319 nucleotides. RefSeq names its product TRAF-interacting protein (gene traip). The coding region runs from base 570 to 1919 and encodes 449 amino acids. The record is from RefSeq and is a predicted model, not a curated record. Lineage: Eukaryota; Metazoa; Chordata; Actinopteri; Syngnathiformes; Syngnathidae. The transcript has 15 exons.